Molecule: messenger RNA, 660 nt
Organism: Lasiosphaeria miniovina
Lineage: Eukaryota; Fungi; Ascomycota; Sordariomycetes; Sordariales; Lasiosphaeriaceae
Exons: 3
Coding region: 1-660 (219 amino acids)
Source: RefSeq, a predicted model, not a curated record
AUGCAUAUCAGAAACGUCUUCGAAUUGCUCGUUCUCGGGCUUUCGGCGGCGUCCGUCGUCGAGGCUACCCUCCUCGGGCACUGGGUCAUCAUCCGCGACGACGCCCACUUCCACACCAAGCACAAACACGACUCCCACCAAGUCAUCAUCGACAACUGCCCCGACGUCAACCCCACCAACUUCGACGUCCAAAACCACUCUUCGACGACACCGCCUCCGUCAACUUCACCGCCUCCGUCGACCGAUAAAAGCUCGAGCAGCUCCGAAGUUGUGGAAACGACUACCGAGACCUAUACGACGACCAACUCAGAUGGGUCCAAGUCGACAGUCACCACAAAGUCGCUAACCACGUCGACUGCCGGGCUUGUGAGCAAUGACAGCGGCCAGUCCUCUGGUAUGUCGACCCAGACGCGAAACACUGUCAUUGGUGUUGUGGUUGGUGUUGGUGGUGCCAUCAUACUCGGGGGUCUGGCAUUCGUCGCCUUCAGAAUCUGGGGCCGUAAGAAGACCCCAGAUGCCGACGACGGCUUAAUGGACUACAACAGCACUGCCGACAAGACCACCGAGACUUCCGGCUCGAUGACUGGGCGGACGCCAUUCCAGAGCACUCUCGAGAGCUACCACGCACCUACACAGGUCAACACAGCAUCCAACUUUUGA